UGUUCGCUCGAAAAUUCUGCAAACGGAAAAAGUGACGUCUCCGCGCCGCAUAUUCACUUAUCUUAGUCGUGUAUCGGCCGCAACACUCAGCGAGUUUAUUUUUACCCGUAACAAUAAGCUAAGUAACGUCGCCGGAGCACAGCAAACGCCGGUUUAGUCUGAUCCGGGCAGUGAAAGUAAGCGGUCGUUCUUCACCAGCAAAAUAAAAGUUAAAAACUUACAGAGAUCAAACAAUCAGCUGAUAGAAACAUAGACAGCAAAAAUGGCACUCGUCGAAAGCACCACCAAGACUGAAAUGACCAUCACCGAGUCGCAAACGCCCGUCAUCUCGAAGGAAGUGGUCGUGGAAAAAUCCUCGGCCGGUGUGUCCGAGAAGAGCGUCACCCAGUCGAAGAGCUACGGCAGCAGCAGCGAAAAGGAAAUCACCGAGGAAAGCGAAAACUCCAUUUCCAAAUCCGUCGAAAAGUCCGAAUCCUCCUUCGCCUCGGAACGCAGCGUGUCGGAGAAGGUGUCGGAAACGGGCUCGCUCUCGUCGUCACUGCUUUCCUCGUCGUCGGUGGUCAGUUCCGUCACCAGCAGCAAGGUGGUUUCCUCCUCGUUCAGCUCGACCAGCGCUUCGUCGCUGUCGAGCAUCAAAUCGUCCUCGUUCGAUUCCAGCAGUGCCAUCGACGAGUUUUUCAAAAACUGAUAGUUUCACACAAGUUUUUUUUUUUUUUGUAUUUAAAUCAUCGGUCGACUGUCCAAAGAUUUCCGUUUGAACACACGCUUGAGUGCGAAUAAAUUGUAUGCUUUUAUUUUAGUUUCGAUUU
Molecule: messenger RNA, 809 nt
Organism: Sabethes cyaneus
Lineage: Eukaryota; Metazoa; Arthropoda; Insecta; Diptera; Culicidae
Exons: 2
Coding region: 263-688 (141 amino acids)
Source: RefSeq, a predicted model, not a curated record